Molecule: messenger RNA, 303 nt
Organism: Saccostrea cuccullata (small rock oyster)
Lineage: Eukaryota; Metazoa; Mollusca; Bivalvia; Ostreida; Ostreidae
Product: chitinase domain-containing protein 1-like
Exons: 3
Coding region: 1-303 (100 amino acids)
Cellular component (GO): endomembrane system
Molecular function (GO): oligosaccharide binding
Source: RefSeq, a predicted model, not a curated record
AUGAUUUCUCCAACCCAUAGACCUGGACCUAACAGCCCGUUAUCUUGGAUGGAGUCCUGUGUUUUGGCCCUCGUCUAUGAUGAUAACCCAGAGGUCAGACAGAAAAUUCUCCUAGGGUUAAACUUUUAUGGCAAUGAAUACUCGGUUGGAAGGAGAGGUCCUAUGGUAGGCAGUCAAAUUUACAGAGCAAAGUGGCAUUUUUACCCAACAUUACUUUCUCUACAAAAACGAAUAGAUCUGGCUCAACGACUAGGCACGGGAAUCUCUAUCUGGGAAAUAGGUCAAGGAUUGGACUACUUUUAA